Messenger RNA from Drosophila grimshawi, 963 nucleotides. RefSeq lists its product as uncharacterized. Lineage: Eukaryota; Metazoa; Arthropoda; Insecta; Diptera; Drosophilidae. Bases 1 to 906 code for a protein of 301 amino acids. The transcript is spliced from 5 exons. The record is from RefSeq and is a predicted model, not a curated record.
AUGUUGUUUAUGGAAAGCUAUUUGUGCUAUUGCUCAGUUCGCCUAGGCGUUCUGAUUGUGGCCGGCUUGAGCAUUACCCAGUCUUUGGCGCUGAGCAUAUUAUUAUUUGUGCGUGGCAUCCACAUUUUCGACGGACUUAUCGAUUUGCUUGAAAAUGACUCACAGUACAAGAGCACCUUUAUAAUACGGAAGUUCAUCAACGGAAUACACGAUUCACCCGACAAUAUUCUGAUCUGUUUGCAAGUCAUGUGUUAUUCUCACAUUGUGAUAGCCAUUUUAGGCAUUGUGGGCGCAAUAAAGCUGCGAAAAUGGUUGUUAUUGCCGCUGGCAGUCGUUGAAUUCAUUUACUUUUUGAAUAUUACAAUUAGUCACAUUGUGCUGAUGAUCGUGCUCAAGAAGCAAAUCAAUUUGGGUCUGCUCAUCAUACUGACCCUGGUGGGCAGUUUCUAUUGUCUUUUUGCUGGCUAUAACUGUAUCACGUGUGUUGCCAUGUUCCAAAUCAUAACCCUGGUGAAGAGCAACAAGUAUCGUCAGCUGUAUGGCGAGGAUCCCUUUGACCCGAUUCCGCUGAGGCGUUCCCAUGGCAGUAAUAAUGGAGUACAACAGCUGCGAAUGCUGGGCACACCCGAGGAUACGGACAUCGAUGAGCAGAAGAGAUUGGCUAAGCUGGGCCUGUGGCCACCACGCCAGCCCCAGAUUAUUUCAGUUAUACCAAUGCAGACGCCAGCUGUCAACUUGAAGUGGUGGCAGCUGCAGGCCAUGGACAAGGACGAUAAGCUGCAGGACUCGGCUGUCUAUCGCAACUGGCAACGCGAUGAGCUGCUGCGUGGAGUGGGCGGGGAUGCGGAACGUAAAAAUGCCAUUAAUCGCCGUUAUGCGGACUUGCAACUUUAUCAAUGGCAUUAGUUUGUUAGUUAAGGUUUAGAUGACAAUCAAACUAUGCUUGUAAGGAAAAUCAAUGCU